Messenger RNA from Sorex fumeus (smoky shrew), 2497 nucleotides. RefSeq names its product secretogranin II (gene SCG2). The transcript has 2 exons. Gene Ontology annotation, cellular component: secretory granule. The record is from RefSeq and is a predicted model, not a curated record. NCBI's taxonomy places the organism in Eukaryota, Metazoa, Chordata, Mammalia, Eulipotyphla, Soricidae. The coding region runs from base 171 to 2021 and encodes 616 amino acids.
UGGUGGAGCUGGGUGACGUCAGUCUGGCACUGCGGAGUCAGGAGCGGCGGCUCCCUAUAAGCCCGGCGCUGUCCGAGUGCUGAACGGCCGGCCCGGGCAUCUCGUCCAGCACACUGGGAGCAUGCUGUGGACCUUCUCCGCCAUAUAGGAAAAGAGGAAAUCUUUCAAACAUGGCAGAAGCCAAGAUUCACCAGCUUGGAGCAACCGUGUCUCUCAUCUCUUUAAUUAUCCUCAUCUAUGGAGCGGAAGCAGCUUCAUUUCAGAGAAACCAGCUGCUUCAGAAGGAACCAGACCUGAAAUUGGAAAAUGUUCCACGGUCUCCCAAUCCUGAGAUGAUCAGGGCUUUGGAGUACAUAGAAAAGCUCCGGCAACAAGCUCACAAAGAAGAGAGCAGCCCAGACUACAAUCCUUACCCAGGUGUCUUAGCAUCCCUCCUGCGCAAAGAAAAUGGUGAUGAAAGUCACGUGGCAGAAAGUCCACGGGAUUCCCUAACUGAAGAUGAAUGGAUGAGGAUAAUACUUGAAGCUUUGAGACAGGCUGAAAAUGACCCUCUGUCUGCACCCAAAGAAAACAAGCUCUAUGCCUUGAAUUCAGAGAAGAAUUUUCCAGUGGAUGUGACUGAUGACUAUGACACUCAACAGUGGCCAGAGAGGAAGCUCAAGUACACCAGUUUCCUUCCGAUGUACGAAGAGGAUUCCAGAGACAACCCCUUUAAGCGCACCAAUGAAAUCGUGGAGGAACAGUACACGCCUCAAAGUCUUGCUACACUGGAAUCUGUCUUCCAAGAGCUGGGGAAAAUGACCAGUCCCAACAACCGGAAGCGUGAGAGGGUCGAUGAGGAUCAGAAACUUUACACUGAUGAUGAAGAUGAUAUGUACAAGGCUAAUAACAUUGCCUAUGAAGACGUGGUGGGGGGUGAAGAUUGGAACCCAGCAGAAGAGAAAAUAGAGAGUCAAACUCAAGAAGAGGUGAGAGACAACAAAGAGAACAAGGAAAAAAGUGAGCCAAUCAAUGAUGAAAUGAAGCGCUCAGGGCAACUGAGUCUGCAGGAUGAAGACUUCCAGAAGGAGAAUCCAGAGCAACUGUCCGAAGAUGUCUCCAAAGUAAUCACCUACCUGAAAAGGUUAGUGAAUGCUGCUGGGACUGGGAAAUCACAAAAUGGGCAGACAGGGGAAAGGGCCACCAGGUUUUUAGAGAAACCACUUGAUUCUCAGUCCAUUUAUCAGCUGAUUGAAAUUUCAAGGAAUUUGCAGAUCCCUCCUGAAGAUUUAAUUGACAUGCUCAAAAAUGGGGAGAAGCCGGGUGGUUCAGUGGAACCAGAGCAGGAGUUUGAACUUCCUGCAGACCUGGAUGACAUGUCUGAGUUUGACCUGGACCGCCCUGACAUGUUCCAAAAUAAGAUGCUUUCCAGAAAUGGCUCCCCCCAAACACCUGGUCGUGUGAUGGCAGAGGCCCUACCAGAUGGGCUCAGUGUAGAGGACGUUUUAAAUCUUUUAGGGAUGGAGGGUGCAGGAAAUCCAAAGCCUCCCUAUUUCCCCAACCGAGAGAAAGCUCUGCCAAGACUUCCCUAUGUUCCUGGAAGAUCUAGAGCCAACCAGCUUCCCAAAGCUGCCUGGAUGCCAGAUGUGGAAAACAGCCAAAUGGCAUAUGACAAGCUGAAUGACAAGGAUCAAGAUCUGGGUGAGUACCUGGCCAGGAUGCUAGUUAAAUACCCGGAGAUCCUGAAUUCGAACCAGAUGAAGCGAGUUCCUAACCUGGGCUCCUCGGAAGAUGACCUCCAGGAAGAAGAGCAAAUUGAUCAGGCCACCAAAGAGCAGGGGAAUCAAGGCAGUUCUCCAGAGACUGACAAGCUGGCCUCAGUAAGCAAGAGGCUCCCCGCGGGGCCCCCGAAGAGUGAUGAUAGCACAAACAAGCAGUACUUGGAUGAAGAUCUGUUGAUGAAAGUGCUGGAAUACCUCAACCAAGAAAAGGCAGAGAAGGGAAGGGAGCAUGUUGCAAAGAGAGCAAUGGAAAACAUGUAAGCAGCCUUCAUUCAUUGCCUCCUUCACUCUUCCUCCCCAAGCGAACCCCCACUAUUUCUCCUUAGUGUGUUGACUUCUAUCCUGUUAGCACUGUAAUAUCUUUAAGUGACGUGCAGAUGAGCACUUCCAUUUCACUGGGGUGUCUGCUCCACUUCCUCUGAGCUGUUCUCUUGUGUAUGGAUAUGUGUAAAUGUUAUGACUACUGGAUAAAAAAAUUUAAUCAUACCCUCUACUCAAGAAAGAUAUCCAUGAUAGUGCAUCUAAUGGUUGUGGCAUUGUUGAUGCUAACAAAUGAUAAAGUGUUCUAUAAUUCUCUUGAAAGUUUUUAAUAUUUAUUGAAUUAUUUUGUUACCCUCUGUAGUGUUUUGUGGAGUUCUGGAGCAAAAUAAUAAAGCAUUAUAAAUAUAUAGUUUUAUUUAUAAGGCCUUUUCCAUUGUGUGUUUUAUGGUUGAUUAAUAAAUGUUAUUUCUGGACAA